AUGGAUCCCCUAACAAUCACCGCUGCUGUGUUGAAGAUAACAGCGGUCGGCGUGAGGACCGCGACCGCCCUGAACGCACUCCGAGGCCACUACAAGAAUGCGUCAAUCACUAUCGGCAGUCUUUGCUCGGAAACAACCAUCAUUGGCGCAUCGCUCUCGCAAGUCCAGACCCUCUUCCUCCAAGAUAUCAACGGCCGGUCGGAUCAGAUCAAAUCAAGACCCGAUCUUGUAGCCACAUUCGAUAUCGCGUUGACCGGAUGCAUGGUCGUAUUCUCUUGCCUCGACGAAGAGGUACGGAAUCUGACUAUGGGUACCAUGGACGCAAAAAGCGUGAAUUGGAAAAAGAGAGCGCGGGCGGUGUGGAAAGAAGACACAAUGAGGGAACUGUUGUCGCAGAUUCGAGGUCAACAGACGGCGUUGACUCUCCUGGUCCAACUUCUGCAAAUGACAUCCAUCAACGAAAUGGGACAGAUGCUCCGUCAGAAUAACGCUAUGAUCAGGAAGGUUGCAGAAGACGCAGAAUCUCUCCGCGCAGCGAAUCCCACUGUCAAUGCACCGGAAUCAGUCUUCGAGCAAGACAGCUCUCGUAACAGCAUCUUCGAAAUAUUUGAUGACAACGCUUCCCAGAUCACUCGGUUUGAGUUUGACAACAUUGUCCUACAGUCUCCUGCUUAUCGACGAUACGGUGGGAGGCGUCGAGUCGUCAAUCAACGUACCUACCCGGACAUGGUUGAUCUCAGGGACGCCAAUACCAUGAUCCACGAUCCGAUGGAAACAACAGAUAUCAACGAAGGUGUACGCUCGCUUGAACUUGGAGCAGUGUCCACUGCGAAUACACAAACAUUAAUUUAUCACCCCAAACUACUCGCCGCUACCGAAGCGUCUGUCCCCCGCUAUUGUUUUACAAGGCACUUCUUCGACGUCUUCUGGUUCAUCAUCGAGUGCGACUUCGAAGAUAACAGUCAUUGGGAACUGCAGCGUUUCUACGAUGACUUUUACAAGCUUCAUAUCGCACUGCUCACCCACUUUCCCGUAGAGGCUGGCAUGUCAGGUAACGCUGAGCGAACUUUACCAUACUUGCCAGGUCCAGUCAACUACGUGUCCCAUACUAUUACUCAGGGCCGCAGGUUGGAUCUCAAUGAAUAUGUCAAGAACCUUCUUAAGCUGCCGUCUCACAUUACGCAUGGGACACUUGUCAAAACUUUCUUCGCCCCUCGUGAAGGAGACCACGAGAUUGAGACGAUCGACCCUCUCGACCACGUCGCCAGCGAAGGGGCUGCUGCUAUUGAAGACCUCAAAACUGAGCAGGCAGGCAAGCUCCGGAGUGCACUUCCGGAGACGUUGUCCUUGGAAGGCUUCAGAGCAUGGUCGGCCAUAGUUCGUAACAAGAAAGACAACGACGAGUUGAACUUGUCCAUACGUUGUUCUAUAAUAGACUUGAAGGUAGUAGGAGACCGCUGGUGGGGCCACAAUAAAAGGACUGGCGAGACUGGGUACUUCAAACGUGAAGACGUCUUGCUUCUAAUCCCAGUUUCUCGAGGUAUUACUGUGACUGCUAAAGAGACAUACACAACAGACAGUAACCAAAGACUAAGCUUUCAAGUAGGGCAAGUCAUUGAAAUCCAUGUUCGUGAUUUCAAUUCCCAGUUCUCUCUCAAUUAA
Mytilinidion resinicola is the source of this 1662-nucleotide messenger RNA. RefSeq lists its product as uncharacterized. Gene Ontology annotation, molecular function: phosphatidylinositol binding. The record is from RefSeq and is a predicted model, not a curated record. Gene Ontology annotation, biological process: conjugation with cellular fusion. Gene Ontology annotation, cellular component: mating projection tip. NCBI's taxonomy places the organism in Eukaryota, Fungi, Ascomycota, Dothideomycetes, Mytilinidiales, Mytilinidiaceae. The transcript is spliced from 3 exons. Bases 1 to 1662 code for a protein of 553 amino acids.